AGCCACUUCUGUUCCCCCUCCUUCAGCAGAGGGGCGGAGAAGGGUUCCCAAAGCCAUAACUCCUUUUAGGGGGAUUUAGAAGGCAUACAAAAGCCCCUGGCUUCCUCAUUCCUCAGUCGGUGCCAGAACUCUUGAUCCUGCACUGGGAGAAAAUGUCUAUCCAGAGCCAGAGGAACGAGUCUCUCCAUGAGGCCAGAAAGUCAAUGAUGCAUUCAGCAGAGAGUGUCAAUAGGGCAGGAGUGGAGCAUCCUGCUGGUGGCUACAAGAAGUUGUUUGAAACUGUGGAGGAACUUUCCUCACCACUCACAGCUCAUGUUACAGGCAGGAUCCCCGUCUGGCUCACUGGCAGUCUCCUUCGAUGUGGGCCAGGACUCUUUGAAGUAGGAUCUGAGCCAUUUUACCACCUGUUUGAUGGGCAAGCCCUCCUGCACAAGUUUGACUUUAAAGAAGGACACGUCACAUACCACAGAAGGUUCAUCCGCACCGAUGCCUACGUGCGUGCGAUGACUGAGAAAAGGAUCGUCAUAACAGAGUUUGGCACCUGUGCUUUCCCAGACCCCUGCAAGAAUAUAUUCUCCAGGUUUUUUUCCUACUUUAGAGGAGUGGAGGUUACCGACAAUGCCCUCGUAAAUAUCUACCCAGUGGGGGAAGAUUACUAUGCCUGCACAGAGACCAACUUUAUUACAAAGAUUAAUCCGGAGACCUUAGAGACAAUUAAGCAGGUUGACCUUUGCAACUAUGUCUCAGUCAAUGGAGCCACUGCUCACCCCCACAUUGAAAGUGAUGGAACCGUUUACAACAUUGGUAAUUGCUUUGGGAAAAAUUUUUCAAUUGCCUACAAUAUUGUAAAGAUCCCUCCGUUGCAAGCAGACAAGGAAGAUCCAAUAAGCAAGUCAGAGAUCGUUGUACAAUUCCCCUGCAGUGACCGAUUCAAGCCAUCUUACGUCCAUAGUUUUGGUCUGACUCCCAAUUACAUCGUUUUUGUGGAGACACCAGUCAAAAUUAAUUUGUUCAAGUUCCUUUCUUCAUGGAGUCUUUGGGGAGCCAACUACAUGGACUGUUUUGAAUCCAAUGAAACCAUGGGAGUUUGGCUUCAUAUUGCUGACAAAAAAAGAAGAAAGUACCUUAAUAAUAAAUACAGAACCUCUUCCUUCAACCUCUUCCAUCACAUCAACACCUAUGAAGACAGUGGGUUUCUGAUUGUGGACCUCUGUUGCUGGAAAGGAUUUGAAUUCGUUUAUAAUUACUUGUAUUUAGCAAAUUUACGUGAGAACUGGGAAGAGGUAAAAAAAAAUGCCAGAAAGGCCCCUCAACCUGAAGUUAGAAGAUAUGUACUUCCUUUGAAUAUUGACAAGGCUGACACAGGCAAGAAUUUAAUCACGCUCCCCAACACGACAGCCACGGCAAUUUUGUGCAGUGAUGAGACCAUAUGGCUGGAACCUGAGGUUCUCUUCUCAGGGCCUCGCCAGGCAUUUGAGUUUCCUCAAAUCAAUUACCAGAAGUAUGGUGGGAAACCUUAUACAUACGCCUAUGGACUUGGCUUGAAUCACUUUGUUCCAGACAGGCUCUGUAAGCUGAACGUCAAAACUAAAGAAAUUUGGGUAUGGCAAGAGCCGGAUUCAUAUCCAUCAGAACCCAUCUUUGUUUCUCACCCAGAGGCCUUGGAAGAAGAUGAUGGUGUAGUUCUGAGUGUGGUGGUGAGCCCGGGAGCAGGACAGAAGCCUGCAUAUCUCCUGGUUCUGAAUGCCAAGGACCUGAGUGAAGUUGCCAGGGCUGAAGUGGAGAUUAACAUCCCUGUCACCUUCCAUGGACUGUUCAAAAAAUCCUGAGUAUAUUCUAGCAAGAUAUGCUUAUGGUGACAAACUAAGAAAAGUAGCUUUGGGUCUGCAAUCAAAUUCUGUUCCGUUUUAGCCUGCUGUAUUCUGUGGUUUUAACUUGCACAUGCACACAGUUUUUCAAAGUUUUAUAGAAAGCACUGAGCUGAGCAAGCAAUUUCUUGAAAAACAAAAAAAGUAUUUUCUUGAUAAAAUAGAUCAUAACUGAAAUUUUUCUUUUAAUAUUUAGAAUCAAAUAGCAGAUUAAUGUGGACUUAUUAAACUGCUUUUUAUUCCUAUAUAAAAGAUCAUUGUAGGUAGCUAUCUGCUCCAAUGUUUUUUUUAACAUUUAAAAACCAAAGUCUUCUACACCUGAUAUGUCUGUAGAUUUGCUGAAUCAAGGCAAAAAGUCUUAAUUACUAAAUGUCAAACCAAACUUUUCAUUAAACCAGGGACAUAGCAAUUUCUUUGCAUAUAUGUAACUGCUUAAAGAUCCUUAAUGAACUUUAACCUCUUUGUUCAAUUUUUUUUCAAUUCCAUGCUUCAUUCCGUUUAAUACUGGCAAUUGCUGUCAUUUCUAAUUUUGCAAUGAAAAAGCCUAUGUCCCAUUGACUGUGGUCUCUCAGUCAAAUAACAUCUCAGAGAUUAAGUAUAUAUUUAAAGCUUAUUUAAUGCCAACACAAGUACAUUUAGCAGCGACUGGUUUUUUAAAAGCAGCAUAAAAUACUGCAUAAUAUCAACUUAAAAUCUGAAUGUGGGAUAAUGUUGAGGGGUUAUGCUAUGUUGCCUCUUCUGUUUCAUCAUAUUAAAACACUGUGCAAUCACCUGACUGAAGGCAGAGAAAAAAAUUAACUCAGUAACUUUCAAGUAUUAACACAUUUUAAGCACCUUAUAUUUAAAUUACUCUCUUCUGUGCUAUAGAUUACAAGAAAAAAAUGGAUAUUGGCAGGCAAAUUAUAUUCUAUAUCUUAAUCCUUGCAUCUAUCUUAUGCCCAAAAGCAUUACAUAUCAUCAUAUUUAAAAUGAUCAGAAUCAUGCUUGACUAGGUAAAAAUAGUUUGAAAGAGCACAUUGACCAGGGUACUUUAGGCAUCUACUUGAUUUCCUUACUUAGUAAGAUGAAAACUCAUUUUUUAAAUUUUAAGUACCUAUUAAAAUAUACUUCUCAAAGCAAAUCCAAAAAGAAAAAUAAAAUUUAAAAUGUAAAAAUCACAUAGUGCCCAUCUAAAUUCGGUUACUAUUAAGACUUGAGUACUGGUCUUUUCAUAUUUUUCUCCCUGUAGAUUUUUAAUAUAACCAUCAUUUAUCUGUGGAUGAUUCCUAGAAAGACAUAAAAAUAUCAAAAAAGAAAAGGGAAAAAGCCAGAGAAUUAUGUGGAACACGUCACUGUAAAUAAACUAUCGAUCCAUUGCUUUUUGCCUCUAGACAUAGCACAUGGACAGAAUUUCACCAAGAAAGGCAUUUUUCCAUUUCUUUAUAAAAUGCAAAACAAAUUAUUGAAAAAUUGCUAAGUUUUAGACUUCAAGUCUGAAUUUAAGAGAAUUCCUUCCACUGUCACUUCCUUCACUUGCCGUUCACUCACUCACUCCCUGGCUUUGUCCUGUCCAUUCUCCACCAAGAAAACCUCACGAUUCAAGGUACCCACAUCUCCCUUCUGAGAUGAAGACGGGACAGAGGCAGAUCUAUCAUUUAGCCUAAGUUGGAAUUCUCUAUUACCAUCAUUGCUAAUAUUAUAACAAGAGGGCUUAGGAACUGCUUUACAAAUCCAAAGAUGGAAUGUAGGCUUUAAAAACUUCAAUCAGAAUGAGAAAGAUGUAAGUCAGGCAAGAGAGGUUACCUCAUUAAUUCAAACUGAAUAAAUUAAGGAAACUUCUUUCAAAGAAAAUGCCAUCCAUCUGGGUGACUGAGAGAACUAUGUCCCAUAUAGAAACAAAGAAAUCUGUUUUAAGGGAAAAAAAAGUUCCACUGAAGUAUUGUAAAUCAACCUGCUAAUAAAUAGCUAUUUUUAAAAUAACAAGCUAUUUAGAGUCAACUUUUUUCCACUUUGAGUAUCUUCUAUUUUUCAUAGCUAAGGGGAAAAAAGAAUAAAACUUUUGGCAUAAUUCAUCAAAAGAUAAUUUAACUGAUAACUACCUCAUUGCAAACAAUAUAGGCAGAGUCCCUACACUAUGUUCUAAAGGAGAAAAUACCAACAGACAUCAAAAGAAAACUAUCUAUCUUCCAAAACUUCUACGGCAGUAUGACACCAUCAACCCAUAGUCCAGUUUAAGAAUAAAAUGUCAUGUUUUCUUCUUUCAGUCUGAGAGGAAGAGUAUAGGCACAUACCCCAAGAAACACCAAAUCUGCUAAAUCUCUGUCUCAGUGGAAAACUAAACUCUGAAAUACAGAAAAGAAACUCCCACUUACUUAAUGCCUACUGUAUGCUAAGCACUUUCAUUCUUCUUGCUAUAUCCAACAUGGUAUUGUCUUCAUCAUUUUAAAGAUGAGAAAGAGUCGGGCAUGGAGGUGCACACCUGUAAUCUUCUCAACUGGAGGC
Sciurus carolinensis (gray squirrel) is the source of this 4349-nucleotide messenger RNA. RefSeq names its product retinoid isomerohydrolase RPE65 (gene Rpe65). The record is from RefSeq and is a predicted model, not a curated record. NCBI's taxonomy places the organism in Eukaryota, Metazoa, Chordata, Mammalia, Rodentia, Sciuridae. Gene Ontology annotation, molecular function: retinol isomerase activity; all-trans-retinyl-ester hydrolase, 11-cis retinol forming activity; beta-carotene 15,15'-dioxygenase activity. The transcript is spliced from 15 exons. Bases 153 to 1829 code for a protein of 558 amino acids. Gene Ontology annotation, biological process: zeaxanthin biosynthetic process; retinal metabolic process.